CGCACAGAUGCCGUGCGGCGAAGUGGUAUGUGGGGCUCCUGGGAGUGGGAAAUCCACGUACUGCUAUGGGAAACACCAGCUGUUCACCGCUCUAAAUCGGCCUAUCGCCGUUGUAAACCUGGAUCCCGCGAAUGAAAAUAUCACAUAUCCCUGCGCAAUCGAUAUAUCUUCGCUCAUCACGCUGCAAGACGUGAUGAAUGAGUUCGGCCUGGGACCCAAUGGCGGACUGCUCUACUGCAUGGAGUACCUCGAGGCCAACUUUGACUGGUUGGAAGAACGUUUGAACGAACUUGGCAAGGACGCCUAUGUGCUCUUCGAUCUUCCGGGCCAGGUCGAAUUGAGCACGAACCAUGAUAGCGUCAAGCACAUCGUCCAAAAGCUUACCAAAGGAGGCUUUCGGCUGGCCGCGGUGCAUCUUUGCGAUGCCCAUUAUAUCACAGACGCAGCCAAGUACAUCUCCAUACUGCUGCUCUCCCUCCGUGCCAUGCUGCAUCUGGAACUGCCACAUAUCAAUGUCUUGUCCAAGAUUGACCUGAUAUCACAGUAUGGCGAGCUGGACUUCAAUCUGGAUUUCUACACCGAGGUCCAAGAUCUAUCCUACUUGGAGAAUUCACUAUCUGCUUCGACUCCACGAUAUGCCGCUCUUAAUAUGGCGAUCAUCUCUCUCGUGGAGGACUUCGGUCUGGUAGGAUUCGAGACUUUGGCAGUCGAAGAUAAAAACUCGAUGCUACAUUUGACAAGGGCUAUCGACCGGGCAACGGGCUACGUCUUCAUCCCCCCGUCUAACGCGAAUGCGCCGCCGGGCACCAUUGAUACGAGUGACUCGGCGCCGUCAUCGCGUCCCAAUGCGUUCGGCUUGUUCUCCAGUGCGCUUAGUACGAUGAAGGGUCCCGCAGAUGAUAUUCGGGAUGUGCAGGAACGCUGGAUUGAUGCCAAAGAUGAAUGGGAUGCCCACGAGAAGAAGCAAUGGAAGGAAGAAGGUGAAGUUGUGCGGGACCAAGCUGCCCGCGCUGGUAAAAUUCGAGAGAGAAAGCCUCCAGAAUGAUUGUUGCGUAUCGAUAAUUAUCCAUUGUGUAUCAUGUAGUCAACCAGUCCACUUCGACGCAGAGCAUCGAA
Molecule: messenger RNA, 1116 nt
Organism: Mycena citricolor
Lineage: Eukaryota; Fungi; Basidiomycota; Agaricomycetes; Agaricales; Mycenaceae
Source: the annotation of a GenBank genome assembly